This is a messenger RNA of Labrus mixtus (cuckoo wrasse), 2629 nucleotides long. RefSeq names its product shieldin complex subunit 2 (gene shld2). Lineage: Eukaryota; Metazoa; Chordata; Actinopteri; Labriformes; Labridae. The record is from RefSeq and is a predicted model, not a curated record. Bases 143 to 2419 code for a protein of 758 amino acids. Gene Ontology annotation, biological process: regulation of double-strand break repair via homologous recombination. Gene Ontology annotation, cellular component: site of double-strand break; nucleus. The transcript has 12 exons.
AAAAGUUUGGAUCAUCGUCCUGGUCCACGGCCUGGCUGUAGCCGCGGUAGCGCAGAAGGGAGGCGGACGCUGGCAGAGCCGAGUCAGCAGCAGACGCGGUGGCACCGGAGGCCAGGACGCUGCCCGCUCCCCGGAAGACAGCAUGUGUGACAAGCGGAAGAUCCACAUCUUCCUCGGGGCUCCGACUGCCUCCUCGGACCAAGCUGGGGUUUUAGAAGCCAGGAUGGGGGAAGAGGAGCGUCCCUCUGCUAAAUGGAGACACCUGGAACUCACCUGGCAGGAUGGACGUUUAAAACCUUCACCAGACAAGGCUGGAAACCAAGGCAAUUUAUCAUCAUCAGAGGAGGAAGCACCUGGCAGAGAGCCACAAGGCCAGAAAGAAGAAGUGGGAUCUGACAUGUCGUCAAAACCAAAUCCUGGAAGGGACAAUCAGUGUUCAGCUUCAAUUCAUGAGUAUCUGGAGAGUUGUUUCCCCGCAGCAAGAACAGAACCUGAGAGUCCAAAAUGCUCCAAACACCAGUCCUCAUCAACCGUCCCCCCUCUGUCCAACCAGUCUCAGUACCUCACCACCUGGACUCUGAGUCAGGCCUUAAUCCUGAGAGGUAGGCAACAUAGAAUCCAAUCAGCAACCAGCCCUGAGAAAAUCCUGACUCCUCAGACCCCACCCAAAGACACCCAAACAGCAGCAUCUGCUUCCUCUAGCACCCCAGAGCUCUUUAGCCCAGUAACCUCGACACCUGGAGACUCGGCAGAGCUCUUCAGCCAACCCUGCCCGUCUCUGAGGGCCGAGGAAGGGGGCAUUGUUGUUGAGGUCACCACAGAGGGAGUUCUCUGCUCCCAGGAGGUGGAGCAACAGGUUUCCCGGUCUCCCCAAAACUCCCCCUCCGGAUCCCCAGAUGUAAAAAAAGCACAUGUCUCAGAAAACCGCAGGACUGAAACGUCUGAGGUGCCAUUAGAGAACAAAAUCAUCACUGGGCUCAGGGGUACCCCCACACGUCUGAGCCGGUGUGACAAAAGGGGGGUGUGUUACUCAGUACUGGUAACAGUGGUUCACCCCUGUCACCUAAAGGAGGUCAAGGUAAAGUCCGGUGCUGCAGCAGGGUCCUUUGUUCCUCUGGCGUCUAUUGUUGUAACGGACCAAUCAGGUGUUGAGAUGAAGGUGGUACUGUGGAGGCGAGCGGCAUUCUGGGUGUUGACUGUCUCUCCUGGGGACAUUUUGCUCAUUACAGGACUGCAGGUGAAUGAAGACAGGUGGAGAGGCGAGACGGUGCUGCAGUCGACCUUCAGCAGCAAACUGCUCAACCUGGGACCGAUCACUGCCUCCACCUCACCAGCAGCUCCUCAGCAUGUUACUGCUUGCUCACUCAACUCUCUGUGUUGCUUUCUUCGUGAGCGACGUCCCCUGCUUGUGUCCUCAAAGCUUUGCCCUCCUCAGGACCUGAAUCGCCUCCCCUAUGUCCCAUUAAGGUCACUAAGGGUCAACACACUGGUUCACGCCCUGCUACGCGUCACACACACACACAUCAGCACAGACUGGAGGAGUGAGGCGGAAUCUCGCUGCAGGGCUGCUGUUCAGUUGAAGGCUGUUCUGACUGUGGAGCAGCCGGAUGGCCAGCACGGGACACUGCUGUUGUGGGGAGCGGCUGUGGACUGGCUGCCUCGCAUCAACAGAGAUACAGCAGCAGUAUGGGACUUCCGUGUCCUCCUGGUGAGGGACGGUUUGACCUCUGAGGUCCUAGAGCUGCAUUCCACCCCCUGGAGCUCCCUGCAGGCCCUGGACCUUGCAGACCGCCGGGCUCAGAACUUCCUCCAACCACAGCCUACACGACCAGGAAACAGCAGUCUAGAGCUGGACCUCGACACGCUGCUGUCCCAGAAAUACAGUGGUGAGGUAGAGCUCAGAGUCCAAGUCAUCGCCUUCCAAUUUCAGGACUACCCACCUUCCCAGGAUGCACCUCAGCCUGUGCUUAACAGCUCCACAUCGCUGGAUGAUAUCCUAGAGGCGCUGAGUGGUGACAUCACCUACACUGGGUGCGGACGCUGUUCAGCUGAGCUUGAUACAGACGCCAACGGCAUCUAUCUCCCCUGUUACCCUUGCCUGCCCCAUACUGCUGUUAGACGCUACUACAGGCCCGGCAUACUGACUGUGAGUGGGCGGAGCAGCAGUCAAGUGUGUGUCAAGGUUCCUCCUGUUCCACUGCAAAAGGUCCUUGAAGCUCCACCUGAUAAACUUAACAAGAGCUCAGCUCCAGGCUCAGAGGUGAAGCACAUCCAGGUGGCGGCAGAGAAAAUCCAGACACUCCUCUCGCCUCCCAAGAAAACCUUCAUUCUCACCGUCCGGAGCCACUUCCUGUGCGACGAGAACAGCGUCCCCAUCAACCAGGACUUCACACUUCUGGAUCUUCUUUUCCCCAGCUGACAGACUGCAGAUGACGAGCGGAUAGAAGCAGCCUCAUUGGGGAGGAGAUGGAUGAGCUGAUCAGCAGGAUCAGGAUCAAGCCCGGUUCAUCAUUACUGAUCAGUCGCUAUAAAACAUUUAUAUUUCUUCAGAUUUCAAAUUGGAAUCAUCUUUCGCCGUGACCUUUUCUUUAGCCUUUCUAAAGAAAUAAACACGAGUGAAAUUUAAAAU